Molecule: messenger RNA, 2201 nt
Organism: Pseudo-nitzschia multistriata
Lineage: Eukaryota; Bacillariophyta; Bacillariophyceae; Bacillariales; Bacillariaceae
Source: the annotation of a GenBank genome assembly
GUAACUGUCCAUUUUGUUUGGAUACAUACCGUACCGGAAUCUCAAAAAUGAAGACUCCCACUCUCCUCUUGUCAACCUUGUUGUCAUCGUCUCGCGCUUUCAACAAUGGAAGAUAUCUCAUGCAGCAUUCCUUGGCGUCGCAGUCGCGACUCUACUCACAGGCAGAGAAGAAAAACAACCCCGUCUCCGUCGAAACCAAAGACGACUGGAUAUCAGAUUCGUUGUCCGAUGCCGAUGAUCUGCAGGGGGCUGGUCAUUUGUCGCCCUCGACGUCUGCGUCCCAGCUGUCACAAUUUGUCCAGGGCCCCAAAAAUUGCCUGAUAUUCGAUACGACAUUGCGAGAUGGCACCCAGGGAGAACUUGUAUCUGCUUCUUGCGACGACAAACUGAAGAUAGCUACCCGCCUCGCCGCCUUCGAUGUUGACUACAUCGAAGCGGGCUGGCCGGGGAGCAACCCAAAAGGUAAGAAAUCCAAUCGCAGAAAUUUCGAGGCUUUGUUGGAUCCGAUGGACGGGACGCACGGCAAUACGAUUUUCUAACGCUUGGUGCAAUGCAAACAGAUCUCGAAUUCUUCAAACGAGCAAAGGCCGAACUUACAGAACAUACCCGAUCAAAGCUUGUUGCAUUUGGUUCGAGUCGUCGAAAGAACACGGCGGUCGAAAAAGAUCCACAGAUCCAAGCCCUGGUGGAGUCGGAUGUUUCCACCGUCUGCAUGGUGGUGAAGGCCCAUUCCUGGCAGGUCACCGAAAUUCUGAGGGCGACGCGGGAAGAAAACCUACAGAUGAUUUACGAUUCCGUCGAGUACCUCACGAAUCUCGGAAAGACGGUCCUGGUCGACCUGGAACAUUUUUUCGACGGAUACAAAGACGAUCCCGAGUACGCGAUAGCCUGCUGCGAGUCGGCAGUGGAUGCCGGAGCGAGGUGCCUGGUGAUGUGCGACACCAACGGGGGAAGCAUGCCCUGGGAAGUCACCGAUACGACGACCGCCAUGGUGAAGCACUUCGAACCCUUUUGCACCAUUGGCAUCCAUUGCCACAAUGAUUCCGGCAUGGCCGUUGCCAACAGCAUUGCUUCGUGCCAUGCGGGCGUCGGGUUGAUCCAGGGGACGAUCAACGGAAUCGGCGAGCGCACCGGAAACGCCGAUCUCUGCUCCAUCGUUCCGAGCCUGGCCCUGCACGUCGAAACGGACAUGACCUGCAAGGACAAGGUUCCAGAGCUGACGAAGCUCUCUCGGUUCGUGGACGAGGUGCUAAACCGCACCCCCAACACUGCAGCCCCGUACGUAGGAAGGUCGGCCUUUGCCCACAAGGGAGGCUUGCACGUUGCUGCCAUGGAACGCAGCCCCCUGUCGUACCAGCACGUGGAGCCAGAAUCGGUCGGCAACGAGAUGAGGGUGCUGAUUUCAGAGCUGAGCGGCCGGCAGAACAUCAUGGGCAAGAUGCAAGACAUGUUUGGCAGCGAAAUGGACGUGGGCCAGAAAUCGGCCCGGUCCCUGGCCGUUCUGAACCGUGUGAAGGAGCUCGAGAACAUGGGCUACCAGUUCGAGGGAGCGGACGCUUCCGUGCACCUGAUGAUUUUGUACAGCACCCAGGGGUACUGCCCGCCCUUUCAGGUCCUGGAUUAUUCGGCCCAGUGCUAUGACCAAACCAUGGACAGCGCGAGCCGUCUCAUGAAGACCCGCGCCGAUUCCUCCACGGCGCGGGCAACGAUAAAGGUCCGCACCGUAUCGGACGACCCGGACCUGGAGGGCUCGGGGUUGUCCUUUGUCGAGAACCUCGAGGUAUCGGACGGGGCGGGGCCCGUGGACGCCCUGGCAAAGGCCAUGCUCAAGGCGCUGACGCCUUCCCACCCCUCGCUGGAGUCCAUUGAGCUAACGGACUACAAGGUGCGCAUCCUGAACCCAAACGCGGCCACCAAGGCCGUCACGCGGGUCCUGAUUGACUUCCGGGACGCGGAGACCGACCAGAAGUGGACCACCGUGAGCGUCGAUUCGAACAUCGUGUCUGCCUCCCUGAACGCCCUGGUGGACGGGUUUGAGUACGCCCUGAUCGAGCACAGCGACACGUGCAUGCUGUGCGACGACUUUUUUGCCUAGCACCAAGAAUCCGUCCGUGCCUUCGUGGUGGUUGGCUUCUACUUUGCAUCUGCCGAAGCAACGAAAUGAGUUUGCAACAGCGAUAUAAUAACUGGUAAUAUUAUUU